AUGAGCAUCCUGUUGCUCCUAGUGGGUGGUGUUUUGUUCGCCUUUAUGUUUCUUUCCUGGAAAGACCAGUUUCAGAAAAACAGUGGUGAAAUGUCAUCAAAUUCAACCAUUCUUGUACUAGUAAGACCAUUGUCAUCUACUGGGUCAACUAAGGGUAAUACUGUUAACAGUCUUACAGUCAACAGCCUCUCUCAGGACAUGUUCAUUAAUUUCCCACACUCGAUAGUCAUACAAGAACUAAUAUUGGUAAACCUCAAGAUGGUGGAAUACAGGCUGACUGAAUCGGAACAAUGCCUAGUUACUAAGGAUUUAAAUGGUGCAUUAGUUAACUGUAAAUCCACUGGCAUGCUUAUAGAAUGUGCUGACUGUUAA
Messenger RNA from Miniopterus natalensis, 372 nucleotides. RefSeq names its product cancer/testis antigen 83 (gene CT83). The record is from RefSeq and is a predicted model, not a curated record. NCBI's taxonomy places the organism in Eukaryota, Metazoa, Chordata, Mammalia, Chiroptera, Miniopteridae.